Messenger RNA from Botrytis deweyae, 2706 nucleotides. RefSeq lists its product as uncharacterized. The transcript has 2 exons. Gene Ontology annotation, molecular function: zinc ion binding; DNA-binding transcription factor activity, RNA polymerase II-specific. NCBI's taxonomy places the organism in Eukaryota, Fungi, Ascomycota, Leotiomycetes, Helotiales, Sclerotiniaceae. Gene Ontology annotation, biological process: regulation of DNA-templated transcription. The record is from RefSeq and is a predicted model, not a curated record. The coding region runs from base 1 to 2706 and encodes 901 amino acids.
AUGUCGUCCUCUUUUACUCAACACAUCAGACCUGCAACAAAGCACCAACAGGUCUCUCGAGAAGAGGAUCCAAAUCAUCAUCAGACUGUUCAACCUUCACCAGCAGCGGAGACAAUUGAUCGUUCACUUCGUUACCCAGGUUUGUCAGAACAAGAUGCUCUGGAUCGCCUCGACGCUCCCACAAAUACGACAGCUUCAUAUGCACCAGCAAGCACUUCGUCAAGUUUGAGCGCGAUUCUCAACACUGCAUCCCCAUUACCGCCUUUUCCCUACCAUGGACCGCAAGACGAUCGACUUAUGGGAAACGCCGGGAAUCGUUCUCCCCCUCCAGCUGGACAAGACACUGGGGUAACACAUACACCAACAAGCGGCGCGAAUCAUUCCUCUCUUCCAGCUGGACGAGACGCUUCGGGAGCACACACACCAACAAGCGCUGGACCAGAUCAUUCUUCCCGUUCAACGGCUUGGGAAAAUACACCAGAAUAUGCAAUAGAAACUAGAUUUCCGUGGCCUAGCUAUCACCCUCAAAGUGUCUCGGAUAAGUCCAUGUCUGAACGUGCACUGUCAGGUGGCAGAUCAGAUUAUCCCUCCCGCCCAGCGGAUUCAGAAAACCACCGAGCAUAUGCAUCAAAUAAUGAAUCGCAAUAUCCUCGCAAUGCUACCCAAGAUGUUUCUGAGAACCGCACAUCGCACGAUGCAAACCAUGCCCAUCAAGGUGUCCCAGAUGAUCGCGUGUCACGUCGCACAAGCUAUACUUCCCAAGAUGGUCCAGACAAUCGCACCCCGCACCACCCAAACCCCCAAUUCCCUGCAGUCGGACCACCUGGCCCGUACAGUGUAGCACAAUCUUGGGACUCGAGCACUCGUGCAUCUGCAUACCAAGAACCCUAUCGUCCCUAUUUAAACAAUGGACCACAUUAUUCUGGACAGUAUCAGGAGCCUGUUCAAGAUGGCAGAUCCAUGCCGGCAGGAUACGAUGCACCUCCUCACCAUUCUUUACCUGACGGUGCAGGCUAUUCGCAACCUCCUCCUCCUCCUACAUAUCGUCACCAUUCUUAUCAAGAUAGCAGAGGCUACCCACAACAGCAACCCCCUCCUUUAACUCGCCACCAUUCUUUUAAUGAUGAGAGAGGCUAUCCGCAACAGCAACACCCCGCUGCACCUUCUCAUCAUUCUUAUCAGGAUAGCAGAGGCUACUCGCAACGUCAACCCCCUCCUGCGCCGGCUCAUCAUUCUUAUCAAGAUGGCAGAGCCUACUCGCAACAGCAACCCCCUCCUGCGCCUGCUCAUCAUUCUUAUCAAGAUAUCAGAGGCUAUCCGCAACAGCAACACCCUGCUGCACCUUCUCAUCACUCCUAUCAAGAUGGCAGAGGCUACUCGCAACAGCAACCCCCUCAUCCACCUCACUAUCCUUAUCAUGACGGUAGAGGCUAUUCGCAAGAUCAACCCCCUCAUCCAUCUCACUAUCCUUAUCAUGACGGUAGAGGCUAUCCGCAAGAUCAACCUCCUGCUGCACAACCGCCUCUAAGACAGAGUGCUCCUAGGCAAAGAACCGCAAUCGCAUGCAAAUAUUGCAGAAGACGCAAGAUUCGUUGCUCAGGUUUUACUGCUGAUGGCUCCGGAGGUCAAUGUACUAAUUGUGCCCGCUUCAAACAGGAAUGUGUUUUCACUCCUGUAUCCUCAGCACAGGCAUUUGUACCUCUUAUUGCCCUGACUGAAGCGCUUAAUGGCAGAGAUACGCAUUCGGGUGUUUAUGGUGCUUACGGCCAACCACUACCAGGUGACCCCGCGAAUCAAAACCGUACAGAACCGUACCAAGGAUAUCAUCCACAGCAAGCCGCGCCCGGGCCACCAAUGGCACACUGUCAUCAACAAAUGCCACAACAGGUCGCCCAAUAUGCGCCCCAACAUGUGCAACAGCCAAUUCCCCAAACAUAUCUCCCGCCUAUGAACAGAUCGCCCCAUGAUCGGGAUACCUUGCCUUCUCCAACAGGCUCAAUACCCCAACAAGCACCUCAAACAUAUCUCCCUUCUUUUUCGAACAGAUCACCAUAUGAUCAGGGUGCUACUUUACCCUCUCCGACAGGCUCAUUGGAUUCUCAAAAGCGUAAGCGCGAGGCAGAUGAGCGUCACUUUGCUAGAGCGGCCCCAUCUGCCCCUAGUCAAUUCUCCGGAUACGACCGAGACAGCAAUGCUCCGUACCGCAUAACAGGUCUUCAGGAACAAUACCAGUAUCGUCCCUCCGUCCCAUCCCCUCCUACUCGCCAAUAUGGAUAUCAACAAGGAGAGAAUGUUGCGGCCCGCCUGCCAGCAUUGCAAGAUGGACAACAAUAUCGUUCAUCAGUUCCAUCACCUCCUUCCAAUCAACAAUAUGGACACAAACAAGGAGAGAAUGCUCUAGCAUACCGACCUAUGGAAGAUGGCCGACAGUCCACUCAAUGGGCCUCGGUAAACUCGAAUGAAGCACCACGGAACGACCCUUCUCCCAAUGGUUCAUCGUCAUCUUUUCAUUCCCAGAAUGCAGGCGGCAAUCACCAACCUAGUCAGGUAUCUCCUCAUCGAGCCGAGUCUUCCCAGUUUCCUCUAGCAUCCCCUGCUAGAGAAACUGAACGUCCUAAUCAGAUGAACAUCGCAAACAUUGUGGAACGCGAUGACGACGAUGUUGACCGAAAUAUGCUCAGACGUUUGGGUAGUAAUAGGUCUUAG